GCAGUUAGCCGUCGAUCAUUGGUGUCAGCUGGAAGAUUCCGUCAGAUGGUGUCGUGAAUCCUGUAAAAUCACAUCGAUCAGUGCACGACGGAGUCAGUCAAGAUGAGCGGUGGAAUGCCAGAGCUAGGCUCUAAGAUCAGUUUGAUCUCGAAAGCGGAUAUUCGCUAUGAGGGACGUCUCUUCACCGUCGAUCCGCAGGAAUGUACGAUCGCCCUGGCCAACGUACGUUCUUUUGGUACGGAGGAUCGGGAAACUCAACUUCCUGUUGCACCACAAAAUCAAGUAUAUGAAUAUAUUCUGUUUCGUGGAUCAGAUAUUAAGGAUAUCAGAGUUGUCAACAAUGUUAGUUCUAUUCCCAAUGAUCCAGCUAUUGUGCAGAUGACAGUGCAACCAUCUAUGAAUCAGCAGUCGUAUCAGCCACAGCCUAGCUAUGCUCAUCCAAUGAUGGGCCAAAUGGGUCCGAUGGGCGGUCAAUACGGAGCUCCCUAUGGUAUGGGUAUGGGUACUAUGGGCCCAGUAAUGGGAAUGCCGACCACAACUAGAGAUCCACGUGGAGCAAUGAAUAAACAACCAAGUGAGUUGAGCUUGGGCUCUGCCGAACCCAAUGCCAUGAAUAUUCCGAACUCACUGCCAACGGCCAAUAUCGACCCAUUACCAAAAGAUCAAUCUCUGGAAGAUGGUGUACUAGAUCUUAUUAGUGGUGGUUCUCGUUCUACCACUCCGACAUCAUCCUUACUGACGAGAAAAAGUCCAACUAUGGAUCAAGGUAUUCAGGUAGGACACGAACAAUCGCAGCAACAGAAUAGUAACAUUGGCAAAUUGAAUGAUAAGACGAACAUGAGGACCGUCCAACCCCCUCGCCGGGAUCAUGAUAGUGUGACGAACAUUCUUCGCAUUUUUAGCCACGGAAAUGCUAAGAAUAACACGGCCAUGUCUCACAAUCAGUACAAUGACGGAAAGAGGGACAUGAUGAAGCAAGAUAUUCAAAAUCAAGGUGGUCAUGGUCAAGGUGGUCGAGGCAACCGUGGUGGCUGGGUGAAUCGUGGCGGCAACAUGAGAGGUAGAGGAGGUCGAGGACGUGGUGGUUUUCGUGCGAAUCAAGCGGGCAACACUGGUGCCAACAAGCCUAAAAAUACACUGAAGUUUGAUAACGACUAUGACUUCGAACAAGCCAAUACCGAAUUCGAGGAAUUAAGGUCACAAUUGGCAAAAACGAAAAUUGAUGGUACCGACAACGAGAAAAAAGAUGACAGUGGAAAUGAAACGGGCGCAGGUGAAGGUGAACCUGAGGAGGAACCAGAGAUUGUGCACUAUGAUAAGUCCAAAUCGUUCUUUGACAAUAUUAGUUGUGAGGCUGUCGAAAGGAGUAAAGGUCGGUUCCAACGCACGGAUUGGAGAACAGAACGAAAACUGAAUUCAGAAACUUUUGGUGUUGCUUCUACAAGACGUGGAGGUUUUCGCGGUCGUGGCUAUUACAAUCGCGGAAUGGGAGGCAUGUACAGAGGAAGCGGCGGUGGCAACAACAAUUUCCGCGGUGGUUAUCGAGGCAACAGAGGCGGCAAUCGUAAACCUCCUAAUCAAAUGCAAAACAACACGGGGAGUCAAAAUCGCGCGACCAACGAACAAUCUGCCCCUCAGUCGCAGACGAACGUUAUCUAAAUAAUAAUAAUAAAAAAAGAAUUUAAUUUGUCACCGGUACGGCGUAAAAGAACUCAAAUAACACAUAUACCGGAGAAAAUAAGCGUUGCGCUACUAUAUAAAUAUAUAUAUAUAUAAGUAUUCAAUAGAUUAAGAUUUUAUAUACGCUCCACCGUUAUGGACUGAUUUGGAUUAAAAUUUGGCAAUCGAACCGUAUAGACAUUACACGCGGUCUCAGAUUGAAUGUAGAUUAUAUAACGGAGAGCGCGCGUUUGCAAAAAACAAAAAAUAAAUAAAAAUCGCCGGGCCGGUGGUUACGUGUGGGAUUAAGUGACAAGAAUCGCACAUGCGGACGUCGCAUAUGAUUCAUUGCAUCGAUAUUUUGCCGCUAAAUGAUCGAAGAAGGUACUUUUAAAAGACAAAUUUGUUUCUUACCGCUUAGUCGACAAUGAUCACGACGAAUUGCUAUUAAGAGAAUAUAAAAACAAGAUAAUUUCGCUUCAAAGCGAAGUCAGCUACAAGCAGAACCUUUGUUCUUUUUUAUAACGAAUACUUAUUUGUGGAAUCAAAUGUAAGAAUUUGAAAGAGGAGGAAUUAAAAUUUGCGUGGAUUAGUUGUAAGUUUUAUUUGAAAUGUGUCUUAAUGAGUUAAUUUGAAAAAAAAACCACCUAUAAGAGUGGUGGUGUGUCCGUUUAUAGUUAAGGGAAAAAAAAGAAAAACAAUUCGAUCGUGAUCAUUUAUUCAGUCCGGUUUUCUCAAGACUUGACUAUAACUAAUUAAGGAAUGGCUUUAUUAUGAAGGUGACUAUGGUCGUUUAUGGAAUAGCUGGUUUGUAUCCGUAUAUCGGAAGUGAAUGGCAAAAAUAAUGGACGUGCGUAAAAGUACUUUCUCGACAAAGUAUGUAAAAAUCGAUUGUAUCUAUAAAAAAAAAAACAAAAAAAACAAAAAAAAAAAGUAAUGCAUUUGUCGAGAAUAGGAAUAUUGUGAAGUAUAUAGAGUACAAGGCACACAUUUGGCAAAAAAAAAAAAAAAAAAAAAACAUUCUUUUCUUUUGUUUUGGGUUUUUGAGCGUACACAGACGAGAAAUUUUUCAAAUCCUCGGCAUGAAGUUCAUGUAAAACGUAUAAUUUUAUUGGGGCGGAUAAAUAUAAGAAAACAAACGAGCGAAAAUAAGUUUCCAUAUAUAGGAUUUUUGUAUUAUUAAAUUGGAGUAACUAAAAAUAACCCGCUUACUCUUUCUUUGGAAGAUCUGUAUCUUAGAAUUACGAAAGAUGUAAGCGUCUAUCUUAUUGUUGUAAGUAGCUAAGUUCUAAAAUCGUGUUAAAUCAUAUAAUUGGCAUCGUGUUCUCUCUGCAACCAAGGAUUCCUCGAUUGCUCUCAAAUGUGUCGAAUAAUCUCGAUAAGAUGAGACAUAAGUCUGGAUACGUAAGUCUCAAAGAAAUUUAUAAUCAGUAAGGUGAUGUUCAUCUAGGUCAAUGUAAUAUUUUAAGAUUCACACCAUUUCUAACAAUAUAUUUCUGUCGAUAUCUGGUUUUCUCUUUCAAUGUUUUUUUUCUUGCUGUUUUGUUGAUCGAAAACUAUGACAUGGUAUAUGCAAAAAUACUGAAAAGGAAAUAAGAUUUGCGCACUUGCAAUUAACAUAUGUAUGAAAACACACAAAAAAAAUUAUAUAUAAAAUGAAUUAUUUAUUAAAAUAAUAAAAAUACUGUCUUACCAGUCAGUAUCAUAAAACAUGUAGUCAGUCAUACAUAUCUAUAUUGAAGUGAAAUUGCAAUUGAUCUGUUUUCUUUUCGUAUUUGAACAGUCUAGUCUUGAAACGAGAAUGAACACUUUGUAUAUGGGGAAAAAAAAAAAAAAAAAAAAAUUAUGUGAGUUUGUAUUAGUGACGCGAAUUCAGAAUUGUAACUUGUGAUAAAAACUUCCAGACUAAACAAAAUAAAGUGCAUAAAGAUUAGACUAUUCAUGCUUUCGAAGAAUCCUUUUUGAUGCAUGACAACGCUGCGCGUAGGAUUGUGUUAAAUGGCGAUACGAGCAAGACUAAAAUAAAGCAUGAUGUCCUUAAAAAUGUAAGACGUAAAAAAAAAGAGUAAGAAUAUUAUUUGCGACUAUUAUUUUUCUAUGGCUCGUACGGAGUCCAACUCGCAUACAGAUAAUUAUAUAUACAAAAUACAUGCAUACACACACACAUA
This is a messenger RNA of Pseudomyrmex gracilis, 3827 nucleotides long. RefSeq names its product protein LSM14 homolog A-B (gene tral). Bases 103 to 1659 code for a protein of 518 amino acids. Gene Ontology annotation, cellular component: P-body. Gene Ontology annotation, biological process: P-body assembly; cytoplasmic stress granule assembly. Gene Ontology annotation, molecular function: mRNA binding. The transcript has 7 exons. The record is from RefSeq and is a predicted model, not a curated record. NCBI's taxonomy places the organism in Eukaryota, Metazoa, Arthropoda, Insecta, Hymenoptera, Formicidae.